GCCCGGCACCGGCCGAGGCCCCGCCCCGACGCGGCCGGCUGUCAGUCACGCGCCUCGGGGCCCUUCCGGAUGGGUGGGGCGAGGAGGGGGUGCGCGGGGCCGGGCGGCAGCUGUAGGGCUUCGCAAAGCCUCCCCGAGCGGGUGAUGAACGCAGCUCGGGAGUGACGCCUUGCCAGCAGCAGCCGUUGCACACACUGCCCAAGCGCUGUGGAGUUUUUGGUGGUGAGCAGGGCAUGCGCUAACAACGGGGGACCUGGGAGGGGGUGCUAUGUGUAAGGGGAUGGAGAACACUGCGGGUAAAGGGGGACACUGCCACCAGGUUAAAAACGAUAAAGCCCCCUAGCUCAGUACCAAUAACCCUAUAGAUAACUAAAUUCUAAACAUCUAUUCAUUUCUCAAUACGCGUGCAGGCCCUGAUCCUGCAAUGGACUCCAUCCCAGCAGAUCCCUGCUAUAGGGGGUCAAAAGGCCGAUACCUGUUUCAGGAUUUUAGAGCCUUAUUCAUUGCAUUUCUUUUCUGCUUGGGCAAUGCAGGCUGACUCCUAUGAGUCUGGUGCGUACAUAAGAUAGAUGUUACAAUUCUAUUUUUUUUUCUGUAUUGCCUUUGAGUACAAGGAGACUCCAGGCCCAUCUGCUACGGUGUCCGUUCCAUUUGGGCUUUAAGGGCGAGUCUGAGUGCUGUCUUUUGUGCAGACUUUACAUUCGUUCUUUCUUUGCUGGGCUUUUCCCUCCCAAAUCUGAAAUAAGCCUUCAAGGUUUGUAAGUCAUCUGUGCUCUGUCUGGGGGAUACAGCACCACAGAAAUGUAGGGAUGGAAAGGACCUCAAGAGGCCACCUGUUCCACCCCUCCCCCCCACGCUGGGGCAGGGGUAAGUAAAUCAUGGAUACUAGGAUUAAUGAUACCAUGGCCUAGUACUGUGGGGUUUGGGCUGCUGGUGGAGAAUGUUUGCAUCCAAGCACGACAAUAUUUCUUAGGACCAUUCUGCCUUCUUUCCCCCAAACCUGGCUCUCGACUGGCUGCCAGCAUUCCUUCAAAGGAGGAGAGACCAGAUCGUGGAUUUGGAAGCUCUUUGGGGUACAGACGGUUUUUUUGUUUUGUUUUGUUUUUUUGUAUAACACCUAACACAAUGGGCUCAUGGGCCAUCACGAGGUGCGACGGUAAUACAAACAAUAAACAAUGGUGGGGCCUGGGAUGAGUCCUGCACAGGACUCUGUCAAGCUGCUCCCUGUGGCUCUUUGGGUAAUUCCCUGUAGCAGAUAAAGGCCCAUUGUGCUCUUCUGCAUCUUCAUGCAUCUUCAUGGCUGUUUGGUGCGUAAGGGCUUCCAGGGUGUCUCCUGACUCCAGAAUGCUCGGGGGUCUGCUCCCAAGCCAAGGUCUGGCCUUUGCUGUCGAUUUCAAUGUGUGUCUUUAUCCAUCUCAAGAGAGUUUUUGUCUGUGCUGUGUGUUGCAAACUCGUGCUCUGAGAUACUUGUCCACGGCAGAGAUUCUUUCAUGGAUUAAGCUGCUGGGGGAGGUCUCUGCACCAGCGUCACGGAGGAGAGAUUUGAGACAGAGUUGAGCUGUUUUUCCCCCUCCUCCCCGCCUGCAAAUGGCGCAUUGUUAAUUAUUAUUUGUAUUACCGCUGCACCCAGGGCUCAUUGUGCUAGGGGCUGUGAGCUGUCUCUGAAGCAAUGUCCUCAUCUGGGUGUUUCUGUGGGAGCAGUGAGGCUGUGAAGACGUGUUGGCAUUUCCUUGAGCCUAGCGCUGUUGUUGGUGUCAGGCUAAUGCCUAGGGUUCCAGCUGAGAUCAGGGCCCUGGUGUGCUAGGAGCUGUAUGUGCAUGCAGUGAGGAAUGGUGCUUAUGAUCUAAAUAGGUGAGACGGACAAAGGGGAGGUGAAACAAAGCAUUACCAUCCCUGCCUUAUAGGUGGGGAACUGAGGCACAAAGAGGGUGACUUGCCCAAGGUCAUACAGGAGUCAGUGGCAUAACAGGGAACUGAACCCAGGUCCCAAAGGCCAGUGCCUAAACCACAGGCCCGUCCCCUCUCUCUAGUAGAUGCAGCGGCAUGACAGGGUCGUGGCGAGGGGUGUGGGCUUCAAUCCCUGCCCAGGUUGCAGGCUGAUAUCACCUAGCACUGCGGAGGGCUGUGUCCUUCUCUGGCACCUUUCCUCUCAGCGCCUCAUAAACGUUACCAAGAUGUCUGCCUCACGCCUGGGGACUUAGGAGGGUAAAGGGAGGCGUAUCAUCCCCGUUUUAACUGACGGGGAAACUCAGAGAGGUGACCGGCCCAUGUUUGCACCGGGGCCGACUCUGUCUUGGGCAAAUCACUUCCCCCUAUUUUUUGCCUCCGUUUUUCCCCAUCUGUCAAAAUGAGGGUGAAGUUACUGAUGCAGAGGGCUUGGGGCUCUGUGGCUGGGCCGUGUUCUCUGAGCACAGUGAAGCAUUGGAAAGCAGAUGCUCAGCGAGUGCAGGCUUGUUUUUAAAUGUGCCGUUUCCCUAUGUAGCAUGGGUAGCUUUUUAAAGUAUCCCUUUCCUGAGUGCAUUACUUAUGCUCAUAGGUUUAAACGCUAAGGAUCCGAUCCCUUACCUGCUACUCCUUCCCUUGACCCUAAUGGACAUUGGGUGGGGUCUGAAGCAACCCGCUAGGCUACAUGCCAAAGGCUUGAAUAUGUUUCCUCUGCGGGAAUCAGCUGUCACGGUCAGUCUGUGACUAACUCAUGACUCGUGUUAUACGCCAUGGUACCAAUUUGGCGGCUUCACAUCCUCCCCCCCCCCCCCCCCCGGCUGGAAUUUGGCAGCUGAAUGGGAGAAACUGAUUUGCAUCUUAAAUCUACGCUCAUGUGUUGAUUGUUUGUUUAUGGCCGAGAGGGUCAGCCAAGAGGUUGUCUUCCCGAUGAAGAUCGGAGCCACCCCUCUGUCUCCUCUCGAGCAGCUGCAUCCGAUGCAAUGAGUAACACGACCACUCCCACCUCCGCCGGGACCUCCAGCGACUCCUUGGUAGGGUAUGUCCUGGUGCCCUUCUUCCUCAUCACCGUCGUGGGCAUCGUUGUGGUGGUGAUGAUGUACAUUCAGAAGAAGAGGAGGUUUGACAGGUUACGUCAUCACCUGUUACCGAUGUACAGCUACGACCCCGCGGAGGACCUGCACGAGGCUGAACAGGAGCUACUGGGGGAUCCAGACGACACCAAGGUGAUGCGAGGCUGGGGUGGAUACCAGCCCCAUCGGACUUCGCUCAUGGACAUGAAAGCGUAACGCAGCUCGGAGAGGCGACGUACUAACCACCUCCACCCCUCUCCCUUGUUGUCGAUUUCUGUGCUAACGUCAAGUCCUCCCACAUGGAGUUAAUUGUUAAAGCUCCAUCCUCCAUUUCGCUCUACUUCCACUUGCCUCUCCCCGUUCUGGGGCAGGUGGGUGUAGGCCCUGCCGGCUUUAGCUUCCGAGCGCUGUCAGACCGUGCUGCAGCUGCCCCUGAGCGUGCCUGCCGGCGAAGCACUGAAGACGUGAGCUGAAUCUUGGGUUUGCACGUUUUGACCAGGAGCGGCUCUUUCCCCCUCUUGGUUGUGGAUAUAAAACCCUCUGAGCCUUUUCACGUGGGCCCAGAAGAGAGGCUGUCGAUCCUGAGAGUGUGUUGAUGAAACUCCGUCGCUGGGUGGCUCAAAGACUCAACCCCAAUAAACCCAGUUUAUCGCAGCCUCCCCUUCAGUAUAAGCCACUUAAAACCAACGCAGCUCUGGUAUUGCAGAUGCAUCUGCUGACUGCACAGAGAACAAACCUCCUGCCAUGCUGCCUAUCUAUUUAUGCACAUGCUGGGCGUGUUACUUUGCGUGGGGGCAGUCCCAUGCACAAAUCUGAUUGAUUGUAUCUCUGAUUGAUUGAUGGGGACUGUUGUUGAACUGUGCAGCUGGGGAUCUUAAUACCUAGUUUAAUGGAGCCUUUGCUGCGAUCUUGAAAUAGCUGACAGCGAGCAUUUGAAGCAGUCCUUUGAUUCCAGUCACCCCAGGGCAGGGAUGGGUCCAGUUUGCUUAUGCAGUAAAAACGGGGUGCGUUUAGUAGAGCAAAAAUGUCUGUCUUUGCAUUCAGCCAAGAGGCCUUAUGUAUUUGCCAAGGAGGAGAAGUCUUCUUGGCACAAAAGCUACUGGAUAGUAAAACAACCGAACUCUAAUAGUUCAGCAAGGUGGAUCUUUCUAUGUGGGUGAUUUUUGUAUUCAAUAGUAGCUCAUCUCUAUAUUUUGUAAAUAAAAAGGCACCGUGAACAUGA
Messenger RNA from Chelonia mydas (Green sea turtle), 4236 nucleotides. RefSeq names its product small integral membrane protein 29 (gene SMIM29). Lineage: Eukaryota; Metazoa; Chordata; Testudines; Cheloniidae. The coding region runs from base 2925 to 3230 and encodes 101 amino acids. The transcript has 5 exons. The record is from RefSeq and is a predicted model, not a curated record.